Messenger RNA from Salmo salar (Atlantic salmon), 3567 nucleotides. RefSeq lists its product as uncharacterized. The record is from RefSeq and is a predicted model, not a curated record. NCBI's taxonomy places the organism in Eukaryota, Metazoa, Chordata, Actinopteri, Salmoniformes, Salmonidae.
AUAUGUUCUUGUUGGAGAGCAUGUAGAUUCGGCUGUGGCAGUGUGUGUGUGUGUGUGUGUACACGUGUACACGUACACAUUCGGCUGUGUGUGUGUGUGUGUGUGUGUGUGUGUGUGUGUGUGUGUGUGUGUGCGCGCGCGUCUGAACGUGAGCAAGUUGAGGAAAAGUAGACUACAUACCUCGCGCGCUAUUCCUACAAUUAUUUUUUCAAAGCCGAGGAGGAGAAAGUCGAAACUAUUAUGAUUUAUUAAUUUGGGACCUGGGAAACAAGCUACCAGGACUGGCUACGUCGCUACCAAACUAAAUGAACGCACAAUAACGAAGUCGGUUUUCGUUUAAAUUGGUCUUAAUCUAGCCUGUCACAUAACGGAUUUUCGACCGCUAUUAUGUCAAGAUAUUUACCUGCACAAACUAUGUCUUCAGCCUGGUAUUGGGGGCUGGUUCUUCUCUUCAACAAAAGUUGAGUUUGUCAUCAUUGUGUGUGUGUGUGUGUGUGUGUGUGUGAGUGUGAGUGUGUGAAUGUGUGUUACUGUUUGCUUUAGUAAGCCUGUGCCUUUUAAUGUGCAAACUGCUGUACAUUUCAAAGUAGUUGUUGCAUGGCUUCACACCAGCAACAAAAAUAGUUUAGUGAAGAUAGAUAAGCCAUAUCCGUGAAAGUUCAGGAUGUUGAAGACUUUAACCAAGAAGCUAAGAAGACACUCUCUCAACGAGAUUCAUCCUUUUCAAUUUAAGAUUUCCUACCAUGGCAGUGGGGAGGGAGCGGAGAGCGACGAUUCCGAGGGGGAGAACCAGGAGCUUGCACAGAUUGACAGAGAGAGGCGGCGGAACUGCGGCCUCACCCCUCUGGCCACCAGCCAGCAGCACAAUCAGGGUCCCCUAUCUCCGGCACGCCUCCAUCACCUACGCCUCCUUCUAGACCCGACUCUGGACCGUCACUCGUCUGAAGAAGAGCUGGAGCGAAUCAGCCACGGCGUUGGAGACGGCGGGAAGUGGACGCUGCACCAUCGCCACGGUGACCACCACAGCAGUGCCUCCAGCGACGAGGAGGUGUGGGACCUGUGUGGCUGCGGCCCGGUUGCAGCAUCCUUGGAGCCUGGGACUUGCCUGGCCGCUUCCACCAGCCCGGUGCUCUUUAGCUCUAGCCCACCUCGCAGCCUCAAGCCACCGCCUCCAAUUAAGCUCCAGUUCCAGGGGGUGCAGCCUGCUGCCAAGCCUUUCAUCUUGACCCACUUCGACCAGUCGGCGGCUCCCUAUAGGAAACACAGGCACAGCUACGGGGGAGAGCUGGGGAGGCCAAGUCUGGACCUGGAGAAAAUGCAACAGAAAAUGCUCCUGAAAAAGAACUGUGGUGGGAAAACACGGACCAUAAAGAUCCGGAACUUGACUGGGAUUCGCCCUCUGCCCAGGUACGCCUACGAUCCCUCAAUUUUUGCCUUCCGGUCCCUCAGCAGGGUCCCUCCGUGCAAUCCCUUGACUCCGUCCGAAGACCCCCCGUGUGUGUGAGGGGAUAACACCAACAAAACCCCCCCUUCCUCACUUAUUGACUCUAUAGGAGACUCCCAGACUCCCAGACUUCAAAUUCUGAAGACGAGACCGAGCUAAAUAAUGAGUAAUACCAUUAUGGUAUGACCUUUAGGGCAACUUGACAAUGCCAAUGUUUGAAGGUCAAUAUAGUACUCUCAGAUAAUCCUGCUCUGUCAAAUCAUGCUGUUGCUCGGACAACUGGUUCACUUGACAGAACCAUCUAAGACACUUAGAAUGGGGAGAUCUUAACCCUGAUAUUGGAUGAUGAUGUGAGACGGGGGCAGACGGUAUGUGUGAACAACAAGGCUACAAUAGAAAUUGCUUUAAAAAUACACCGCUUCACCCAAGCUCUCCGUUCCAAGGACACUUCAGGUAUUUCAUACAUUAACAGCUGUCUUUUGGACACAUUUUCAAUGGAUGGUUGUUCUAAAAAUGGAUUAUCAAAAAUAUUUUUGAAGGACAACACAAGCUUGAUACAAGGGAAAUGUAUGUUGACGACAAUCAAAGGUCAAACAAACGCAAGACAGGUUUGUUGUCGAGACCAGGGUUUCCCAAACUCGGUCCUGGGCCCCCCACAUUUUAGUUUUUGCCCUAGCACUACACAGCUGAUUCAAAUAAUCAAAGCUUGAUGAUGAGUUGGUUAUUUAAAUCAGCGGUGUAGUGCUAGGGAAAAAAAGUAGAGUCUAUAUUUCGUGAUAUCAACCAGCGCUAAGUGCGUCGAUACUAGGGUCGAAAUGGAGAUCAGCUUUCUCCAUUCAAAUAUUUCCUUAACAUUAUAAUUAUUUCACAAUACUGACGACGGAUCAGCUCCUUGAAAGAUAUUACCACCUACGGCUGCAAAUAUUGAGCGGCGUAUUCUAAUGCUUUUAAUGCUUACCCAAUAAAAAUGCACUAAAUCACCGAUUUGGCACAUCAUUGCGCACGUUAGGCUACACAUCAUUAAAUAUAUUUAGAGAAAUUAUAUACAGUAGCCUACAUGUAGCAAAAUAGAACUCAAUUGAUUGAACAUUAAAUCUAUUUCAACAUAUUAUUGAAAACACCUACAGCCUACUGUUUAUAUUUUAAUGCAGUCAUCUCGGUUUUCACUUUGAAGCAUAUUUUUAUACGUCGCUCGUUUGUAUCAAUUGCAAAGACAUAAGCAAAUUCGUCUUUGUAGUCAACUUUGUUCUGAAGUUAUCGGCGGUCACAGAGAGAUCAGUCAACCAUGUGAUUCUAUGUUUAGCGGAGAUCUUCUGUUCAUUAAGUGAUGCUAGAGGGCAAAAAAGCAUCUAAAGUUGCACUUAGCUAUUCUACGAGUGAUCUGAGUCAGGCGUUAGAUUACGAGGGCUUUCAAGUGCAAUGUUAACGAUAGUUUUGGGAAACAGCUCGGAUAUUUAACGUUGCUCCUACGAAGGGUUUAACGAUGAACUUAGCUUUAAGAUGCUUUUGGGAAACCGGGCCCAGAUACUAUGAAAUGUAUGACUAGUUCAAGAGGUAACCUUUAACAAUGUAACCCUCAACCUGUUGACAAGUUUGUGAAUAUCACCUUAAGAGGAAAACAGGAUAACAUCAAAUACUUUGUCCUCUUUUCCUGUAUGCAUUUCACUGUGCUGUGGUGCAGAAAAGAAAGGAAGUAUAAGAAAUCUAUAAGAAUAUGACAUGAUUUACUGCUUUAAUUUCAGUGCUGUGUCAUGAGUUUGUGUAGUACGCUAUGCAACACAUUUCUAACCCUGUAUGUACCUCCUUUUCUUCGGUGGCACAUCGCCACAUGUAUGAGACAACCAACAGUCAUCCCAAACGUCUCAUCUUUAUGCCUCUGAAUGACACUCCUGAUGUAUUGAACGUAAAACUGAGGCUAGUCUUGACUGUAGGGUCGAUAUGCUAACGUAAUCAGUGACCAGACAACCUAUUUAUGCAUAUGAAUAUAACCCUUGAUGGACAUGUUGCGAUCAAAACAAUGUCACCAUAACCAAGCUCUGCUAGAGUGAAUGUUGUACAGCGCUCUGACAUUUCUGUGUCCCUCGCAUAAUUUAUGAACAAAUAAAUGCUCUGUGGCAUCUUGA